Molecule: messenger RNA, 1584 nt
Organism: Oenanthe melanoleuca
Lineage: Eukaryota; Metazoa; Chordata; Aves; Passeriformes; Muscicapidae
Product: histone H1.10
Exons: 1
Coding region: 218-874 (218 amino acids)
Biological process (GO): nucleosome assembly
Cellular component (GO): nucleosome
Molecular function (GO): DNA binding; structural constituent of chromatin
Source: RefSeq, a predicted model, not a curated record
AAAGAGCCCCAAGAAGCACAAGUCGGGGCUGGCGGCGGACCAGGCUGUUGUUGUUCUCAACGUGGUCCGCCCCGCGCCCAUAUAAAGGGCUGCGGCGCGCCCGCCCCGCAGAACGCACGCCGAGUGGAGCAGACGGAGCGCGCUCGCCGGGCCCCGCCGCGCCGCCGCUGCCCCCGCCCGCCCCCGCUCCGGCCCGCGGCCCGCGACUCCCCGCACCAUGGCGGCAGAGCUAGAGGAAACCGAUCUGCCCCUGGGCGAGGCGGAGGAGGCGCCCCUCUCCCCGGAGAAGAAAGCGGCUGCUAAGAAGGCGAAAGGAGGUGGCGGCGCCUCGCUGUCGCCAUCGAAGAAAAAGAAGAACAACAAGAAAAAGAACCAGCCGGGCAAAUAUAGCCAGCUAGUGGUGGAGACGAUUCGCAAGCUGGGCGAGCGCAAUGGCUCCUCGCUGGCCAAGAUCUAUAACGAGGCCAAGAAAGUGGCCUGGUUCGACCAGCAGAACGGCAGGACUUACUUGAAGUACUCAAUCAAGGCGCUGGUACAGAACGACACGCUGCUCCAGGUCAAGGGCACCGGCGCCAACGGCUCCUUCAAGCUCAACAGGAAGAAGCUGGAAGGCGGCGGUGAGGGGGGCGCAGGCAACAGCGCCCACAAGUCCCUCAAGAAGGCGACGGUCUCCUCGACCCGGCGGGCGGAGAAGCCGGCGGCCAAGAGCAAGAAGCCCGAAAAGAAAUCGCACAAGAAGGGAGCCGGCGGUGCGGCGGCGAAGAAGGACAAGGGCAAAGCCAAGAAGGCCACCAAGAAGGGAGCCGCGUCCCCCGGGGGUAAGAAGGUGAAGAAGUCGGCAAAGCCCAAGGCGCUCAAGAGCCGGAAGGCAUGAGCUUGAGGCGCAGGGAGCCUCCCGCCGCCCCCCGGACUGAGAGCCCCGCGGCACAGACUGCUCUGAGGACAGACCCCAGGGGACCCGCUUUGUCUUUGUGUUGCUGACUCGCCUCCGCAGCCACCGCCGUGCGCGGUGAGCGGGGCUGCGGCUGCCCCAGCCCCCCUUCUCCUUCUCUGCCGCCUUAUUUUUUUCCACCCCCUCCUCCCCCGUCCGGCUCUGCGGCUUUUCCCCAAUCGCGCCCUUUUGUUUUCGGCCGUGCCCCUCCCCGCCUGUAGACGGUUCCCGGCGCCCACCCCCUCCCGCGUCCCCCCGGUUCUUCGCAGGGAUUUUUCCCGCCCGGUUUCCAUAGCAGCCAUUUUGCACGGGGCCCCCCCCGCGCCACGUGGGCCGGUCCCGCUCCCGCCGCCCGCGCGCGCCCCGCCCGGCCCCGCCCCUCCCGCCGCGCGCCGUGCCUGCUCGCGGCCGCUCCGAAGGGCCAGGGCGCCCCCUGGCGGCCCGCGGCCCCGCCGCCAUGGCAACGGCCCGGCGCGCGGGAGUGGCCGCCCCCCGGCGGCCACCGGCCGCACUGCAAUGGCCUUCAAUGUUUUUUUAUGGGUCUGGGGGUGGGUGGGGGAGGGUUUGGGUUAUUAGUGGGGUCAUUUCUUGGUUUCGUUUUUUUUUUUUCCUUUUCAUUUAUCGUCGUUUCAAAUAAAUUGGUACAAAACGUC